Molecule: messenger RNA, 1488 nt
Organism: Clunio marinus
Lineage: Eukaryota; Metazoa; Arthropoda; Insecta; Diptera; Chironomidae
Source: the annotation of a GenBank genome assembly
AUGAGUAAAAAAUUCAGAAAACUUCCAAAGUGGAUGUCAGGACAACGCGCAGCUGUGAAUAAUGCAAUAAGCAACAUAAUAUCAACAAAGCAAGCAGAACCAUUGAAUCAAUUAGCUGUAAACAAAUUUAAUGAAGAUGAUGAACCGAUAAAUAAGAGUAGAUUGCGAUCAAAUUAUCAAUUUCCAAAGAGUGCCGAAGAGUUGAAAAAUCUUGAACCAAAGUUUAAUAUUGAUGAUCUUCCAAUGGUUGAUUAUGAGGGAAAAGUUUAUUAUCUAAGCGACUAUCAUGACAUUGCUGAAACUUCCGAAAAACUUAUUAAAAUCAUUGAAUCUAAACCAUCUGAUGAUGUUAAUAAUACGGUUGGAGUAGCAUUUGAUAUGGAAUGGACAUUUAGUUUCCAGACAGGACCCGAGAAAACCUCAUUAAUACAAGUUUGUGUUGAUAUUGAUGAAUGUUAUUUGUUUCACUUGCCUCUGCUUAAGAAAAUUCCUGCGACGCUUGCAGCGUUCUUAAAUCAUCCAAGAGUUCGUCUUCAUGGCGUUAAUAUAAAGAAUGACUUGAGGAAAUUAGAGCGAGACUUUCCAAUCAUCAAAACAGAACGAAUGAUUCAAAAUUGCAUUGAUUUAGGUGUCUGGUACAAUCAAGUCUUCAACUCGAGUGGCCGAUGGUCAAUGGAAAGACUUGUCCUGCAAACAUUAAGACUGAGAAUUGACAAAUCUAGAAAUGUUCGAAUGAGUAAAUGGCAUAUCCUUCCAUUAAGUGGCAAACAACAAAAAUAUGCAGCGAUUGAUGUUCAUAUCGCUCAGAAAAUUUAUUAUCACAUUCUAAAGAAGCAAAAGGAAGACACAGAAAAUCUUCAAGAAUUCUUUACUGGUUACGGUGCUGAAAAGUACAAAAACAUUCUCAUCUUGACUGAACAUAGUCCAGUUUAUACAAUUGGAAUUCGAACAAAAAAUUACACAAUCAAUGACGAAGAGAAGUUGAGGAAGUUGGGAGCUGAAUUCUAUCAAACAAAUCGUGGUGGACUCAUAACAUUUCAUGGCAUAGGCCAACUCGUUGCUUAUCCAAUUAUAAAUCUCAAAAACUUUCAACCAAGCGUUCGAUGGUAUGUUUGUCAAAUUGAGAAAACAAUCAUCGAUCUAUGUAAGAAACAUGGAAUCAAAGCACAAACAACAGAAGACACGGGAGUGUGGGUGGAAAAUAGAAAGAUUUGUGCGAUUGGCAUUCAUGCUUCUCGUUACAUCACUACACAUGGUUUGGCUCUUAAUUGCAACGUUGAUUUAUCAUGGUUUGAUCACAUCGUUCCAUGUGGAAUUGAAGGAAAAGAAGUCACAAGUCUGUCAAAAGAACUCAGCAAAAAUGUCACGAUUGAUGAAACUGAACCAGAAUUUCUUUCAAGCUUUCAAAAUACUUUUCAGUGUUCAAUUGAAGUCAUCAAGCCAUCAGAAACAAGAGAAAUUUUAGAUAAUCUUAAAACACUGCCAUAA